This is a messenger RNA of Pelmatolapia mariae (spotted tilapia), 2762 nucleotides long. Its product is annotated as tripartite motif-containing protein 16-like. NCBI's taxonomy places the organism in Eukaryota, Metazoa, Chordata, Actinopteri, Cichliformes, Cichlidae. Gene Ontology annotation, molecular function: protein binding; zinc ion binding. The record is from RefSeq and is a predicted model, not a curated record. The transcript has a single exon. The coding region runs from base 2 to 1669 and encodes 555 amino acids.
AAUGGCGCAGAAAGGAGUUCAGCUGGACCGAGAAACCUUCUCUUGUUCGAUCUGUUUGGAUCUACUGAAGAAUCCGGUGGCUAUUCCCUGUGGACACAGCUACUGCAUGAACUGUAUUAAAAGCUUCUGGGAUGAAGAGGGAGAGAAGAAAAUCUACAGCUGCCCUCAGUGCAGACAGACUUUCACACCGAGGCCUGUCCUGGUGAAAAACACCAUGUUAUCAGUUUUACUGGAGGAGCUGAAGAAGACUGGACUCCAAGCUGCUCCUGCUGAUCACUGCUAUGCUGGACCUGAAGAUGUGGCCUGUGAUGUCUGCACUGGAAGAAAAAUCAAAGCAAUGAAGUCCUGUUUGAUGUGUUUGGUUUCUUACUGUGAGAAACACCUUCAGCCUCAUUAUGAUGUGGCUCCAUUCAAGAAACACAAGCUGGUGGAGCCCUCCAAGGAGCUCCAGGAGAACAUCUGCUCUCGUCAUGAUGAGGUGAUGAAGAUGUUCUGCCGUACUGAUCAGCAGAGUAUCUGUUAUCUCUGCUCUGUGGAUGAACAUAAAGGCCACGACACAGUCUCAGCUGCAGCAGAAAGGACUGAGAGGCAGAGAGAGCUGGAGGUGAGUCGACAAAACAUCCAGCAGAGAAUCCAGGACAGAGAGAAAGAUGUGAAGCUGCUUCAACAGGAGGUGGAGGCCAUCAAUCAGUCUGCUGAUCAAACAGUGGAGCACAGUGAGAAGAUCUUCACUGAGCUGAUCCAUCUCAUCCAGAAAAGAAGCUCUGAUGUGAAGCAGCAGAUCAGAUCCCAGCAGGAAACUGAAGUGAGUCGAGUCAAAGAGCUUGAGGAGAAGCUGGAGCAGGAGAUCACUGAGCUGAAGAGGAAAGAUGCUGAGCUGAAGCAGCUCUCACACACAGAGGAUCACAUCCAGUUUCUACACAACUACCCCUCACUGUCAGCACUCAGUGAGUCUACAGACUCAUCCAGCAUCAAUAUCCGUCCUCUGAGGUACUUUGAGGAUGUGACAGCAGCUGUGUCAGAGGUCAGAGAUAAACUACAGGACAUUCUGAGAGAGGAAUGGACAAACAUCUCACUGACAGUCACUGAAGUGGAUGUUUUACUGUCAGAUUUACACACAGAGCCAAAGACCAGAGAAGGAUUCUUAAAAUAUUCAUGUCAAAUCACACUGGAUCCAAACACAGCAAACAAACGGCUGUUAUUAUCAGAGGGGAACAGAAAAGCAACAUAUGUGAGGCAACAACAGUCUUAUUCUGAUCAUCCAGACAGAUUUACUUAUUGGUGGCAGGUCCUGAGCAGACAGAGUCUAACUGGAUGUUGUUACUGGGAGGUGCAGUUGAGUGGGCAAGUUUUUGUAGCAGUUGCAUACAAGAAUAUCAUCAGAGCAGGGAGUGGAAAUGAAUGUUGGCUUGGACAUAAUGACAAAUCUUGGGCAUUAGAAUGUAUCAACAACAGUUAUACAUUUUGGUGCAAUGACAUCAAAACUCCUGUCUCAGGUCCUCAGUCCUCCAGAGUAGGAGUGUACCUGGAUCACAGAGCAGGUAUUUUGUCCUUCUACAGCGUCUCUGAAAUCAUGACUCUCCUCCACAGAGUCCAGACCACAUUCACUCAGCCGCUCUAUGCUGGACUUUGGAUUGGAGACACUGCUGAGUUCAUUAAAGUGAAAUAGGCUGAAGUCUUUCAUAUUGUUGUGAGUUUAAAUCUGUAUUUUAGUUGCCUUUUAGUUUCUCUCUAUCAUUAUUGUGGAAUUUAUGUGCUGCACAUAAACCAGAUGUCAGCCAAACAUUAUGGGCGGUACCUCGACAUCUUCAAGAUGUUGUCUUGAUGUUUUUACGUUUUAUAGGUGGAGCUCUUUCCUGUGUCUGUUUAGCCAUUGAGACUAUCAAUGCUUACGAAUAAUUUUUAUUUAAAAAAAUUUCUCCACAUGAAAACAUACACUUCUCUAUCCUCUAAAUGUUUACUGAAUAAUUUUUUAGGUAUUUGUAUGUUGUUGUUUCUCUUCACUGAUCUUAACAGAGAAGUCUACAGACCUUCCUUUAUCACACAGAUUUUAUUCUUAUUACUUUGUACAUUUAUAAAGAAAACAAUUAAUUACAGAGCAAUAAGAAAUUUUAAGAAAGUGCACUAUAUCAUAAUUUAUAGUAAAGUGUAUUAAAGCAUCAUUAGUUAGUCACUUAUUUAGUUUGGAGCUGUAUCAUCUAACACUGUAGAAACAUUUCCUCCAGCUUCACCACAGAAUGUUAAAAACAGAACAGGACUAUUAAUGACAACAAACAGUAGGAACACAGUAUCAGCAAACAUCAUGGCUUAAAAUGGAGAGUAAAAAUCUAAAAAAAAAAAAAAAUAGUAAAAAGGAUUUCCUGUUGACAUGUUUUUGGUCCUUACUUGUCUGCAGCACCUCCAGGAUGUUUCUUAUAUGUUCUGGUUAUUUUUGCACCAAUUUUAGUUUCUGUCAAUAGGAAGUUCAAGUUCAACUCAGUGUGUUUGAUUUUUUUCAAACUGAUACCUGACCGUGAAAACCUUUUUUAAAAAACAUCUGUCAAUAAAGUGAUGAUAUAAAAUGCUUAUAUUAGUACUGAAAAACCCUGCAUACCCACUUUACAGACAUAAAUAAUUAUAUAAAUCCACAGCUGAACUGGAGGAGCAGCUGAUCUAGUUCACUCAUGUGUUUCUGGACUAAGAGUUGGAGCAAAUACCUUACAUGGUUCAAUGAUGUUUGUUUUUGUUAAAUAUUUUGUAGAUCCAAGAGUGAGUUUGACUCA